Capronia coronata CBS 617.96 is the source of this 978-nucleotide messenger RNA. RefSeq lists its product as uncharacterized. Gene Ontology annotation, biological process: carboxylic acid metabolic process. The record is from RefSeq and is a predicted model, not a curated record. Gene Ontology annotation, molecular function: oxidoreductase activity, acting on the CH-OH group of donors, NAD or NADP as acceptor. Bases 1 to 978 code for a protein of 325 amino acids. The transcript has 4 exons. Lineage: Eukaryota; Fungi; Ascomycota; Eurotiomycetes; Chaetothyriales; Herpotrichiellaceae.
AUGGACCCUCCGGCGAUGGACCCCGAAAUCUCUACCGCCAAAUCUCGGAUCGCCAUCCUCGGAGCUGGAUCUGUUGGUUCGGCCAUCGGCCUGUGUCUGAUCCUCAAUCCCGUUGCCAGCGAAGUGGUGUUGGUGGAUCCCAAUACUGCACUGCGCGACGCUCAGAUUAAAGAUCUAGGAGAUGCCACCACCUACCAUGGUGCUGUUGGAGGUGGCGGCGUCAGGAUUCGAGCUGGAACCCACAAAGAUGCUGGGCAGUGUGAUAUCGUUGUUGCCCCUCUGACCGUGGCUCCUGAUCUGACCGUUGCUCCCUCAGGCGAAUCACGUACUGACCUCCUCGGUCGCAACCUUGCCAUACUGAAGUCCGCAACAAAUGACAUGAAACCAUUUCGGGAGGACACCGUUCUCCUCAUUGUUGCAAACCCUUGCGAUGUCCUGACUUACUUUGCCCAGCAAUACUCAGGCCUCCCCAAAGGCCAGGUGCUUGGGAGCGGGACUUUUCUUGACAGCGCAAGGCUGAGAGGUAUCCUGUCGGAGAAAGUAGGGGUGGAUGCGAGCAGCAUAGACGCCUACGUACUGGGUGAGCACGGGGAAAGUCAAAUGGUUGCCUGGUCCUGCGUGACCAUUGGUGCCGUCCCCCUGGAUCAAUGUCUGCCCCCCAACGUCACUCUCGACCGCAAGGCCAUCGCCAUUGAAACCAAAGACAAGGCUGCCAAGAUCAUCGAAGCCAAAGGAGCCACUGCCUAUGGCAUUGCUGCCCUUAGUGCGAGCAUCUGCAAGUCCAUUCUGUUCGAUCAACGAAACGUCAGGCCAAUCUCCCACUGGGUAGAUGACCUGGGAUGCUGCUUGAGUUUGCCAGUUGUCCUGGGACGCCGGGGAAUCGUGAGAUCCCUCAACAUGCCCUUGAUCCAGGAGGAGAAGGACCUUUUGGCCAAAAGUGCAAGCACGCUGAAGGAGUAUAUUGCCGAGGCGAAAUAG